Molecule: messenger RNA, 2030 nt
Organism: Brassica napus (rape)
Lineage: Eukaryota; Viridiplantae; Streptophyta; Magnoliopsida; Brassicales; Brassicaceae
Product: metalloendoproteinase 2-MMP-like
Exons: 1
Coding region: 662-1798 (378 amino acids)
Biological process (GO): extracellular matrix organization; collagen catabolic process; proteolysis
Cellular component (GO): extracellular matrix
Molecular function (GO): zinc ion binding; metalloendopeptidase activity
Source: RefSeq, a predicted model, not a curated record
UAUCUACUCGUCAAGAUAUACUAAAACAAUGUUUUAAAAUCAGAUAUAACAAAUGGAAACAGAAUAUGGACCCAACCUUACAAAAGGUAUUGAUGUGAAGCAUUGGAAUCAUAUGUUGUUACCACUUAACGAAUGUACAAGAUUGUAACAGCAGACUUGGAUGACGUCGUUAAAACGCGUCGGACAAAGACUCGCUGAUGACUUUUCCGACCAAACCAACUCCCACUUGAAACUUAAAAACAAAAACUAGCUAAACCCCUUUGUUUGACUUGGCCAACUUGACUUUUCCCUCAAACCGGUUAUCUCCAUCCUUAACCUAACCGGACCGAAGUCUUUCUGUGGCACAGGAGUCUUCUCUCUUGAUGACCCUCUGCGAAGUUUCAACGUGACUAAGACAAUAUAAUAGAUGCUUCCAUUGGAAUCAUUCAUCACUUCUCAAACAUGAAAAUAUUAAAAUUCAGAAAUUUGGCAGACACGCAAACGAUUCCCAACGGCCCCUCACCCGCCAAAACAAAACGCAAACGCAGCAGCUGACCUCAAACUCUCUCAAUUAUCUUAAAUAUAAAAACGGCAUUACCUGUUUUUAGAUUCUCUCCUAUAAUCCUAAUAUUAUCCCUCCAUUUUCGUUUUUGGCUGGCAUACCUCUGAUUCAAAAACCACCAUGAGGUUUUGCGUUUCAGGGUUCUUAUCGUUAUUCCUAAUCAUUUCUCCCGUCUCCGCCUGGUUCUUCCCCAACACCACCGCCAUUCCACCCUCUCUACGUAACACCACACGCGUUUUCUGGGACGCCUUCUCCAAUUUCACCGGCUGUCACCACGGCCAAAACGUGGACGGCCUCUUCCGCAUAAAAAAAUACUUCCAACGUUUUGGUUACAUACCCGAAACGUAUUCAGGCAACUUCACAGAUGAUUUCGAUGACAUCUUAAAAAACGCCGUUGAACUUUACCAAAAGAAUUUCCGGUUAAACGUAACCGGAGAGCUCGACGCGUUAACCAUCAAACACAUCGUGGUUCCGCGUUGCGGCAACCCCGACGUGGUCAACGGUACGUCGCUGAUGCACAACGGGAGAAGAAAGACUUUCGAAGUCAACUUCUCCCCCGGCGGCAAGGUACCUCGUUUGCACACGGUCAAACACUACACGCUUUUCCCCGGAGAGCCACGGUGGCCAAGAGACCGCCGCGACUUGACCUACGCCUUCGACCCGAGAAACCCGUUGACCGACGAGGUCAAGGGCGUGUUCGCGCGCGCGUUCGGACGUUGGUCGGAGGUUACGGCUUUAAACUUCACGAACAUCGAGUCUUUCACGACCUCCGACAUCACGAUCGGAUUCUACACCGGCGACCACGGCGACGGGGAGCCUUUCGACGGCGUGUUGGGCACGCUGGCUCACGCUUUCUCGCCUCCGAGCGGGAAGUUCCAUCUCGACGCUGACGAGAACUGGGUUGUCUCCGGAGACCUCGACAGUUUCCUCUCCGUGACGGCGGCGGUUGAUCUUGAGUCGGUGGCGGUUCACGAGAUCGGUCAUCUUCUUGGUUUGGGACAUUCCUCUGUGGAGGAGUCGAUCAUGUAUCCGACGAUCACGACGGGGAAACGUAAAGUUGACUUGACGAGUGAUGACGUGGAAGGGAUCCAGUACUUGUACGGUGCUAAUCCUAAUUUUAACGGCACGUCUCCGCCGGCCGCCACCACUCGGGAACGAGAUACUGGUAGCUUUGGUGCCGCCGCGAGAAUCGACGGUUCAUCGAGUUUAAGUCUUUUCUUAUCAACCGUCGGAUUGUUCUUGUGGUUAUUACCGUAGAUUAAUUAUUUUACUUUUACUUUUACUUCACUUAUUUAGAUUGAUUUUGUUUUUACCUCAUCUCUUUAACCUUUUUAUUACAAAAGAUGGGGAAGUUACACAAAUAUUCAGACAUUGGUUCCUCUAUAGUUUUUCUAUUCACAUAUUUCCUAUCGAUGUUGAUUCUCGUGUGUUAUUGUUUCCUUUGUUUCUGAUUAGUUUUCAUUUACAUAAUAGAAUAGCGUUGAAUUAA